AGACGCGUCCAGUCCAGUAACGGUCAUCUGUGGGUUAACGGCCUGCUCGGAUUAAUGUGUUAUUACAAUGGCUACCAACAACUUAAGAUCAGCGAUAGAGAAUUUUGAAGAGUUGUUCAGACGCACUCUAUUUGUUGAGCUUCCUACUUUCCAGCAAAAUGACAUCAAUGAGACUAGACAAGAUGACGGAGAGCAUUUUCCUGAUAGUAUCAGUAUGUCAGCGGAAAGUGAGGUGGAUGACCAGCCUACAGCGCAUACAGCUUGCCCUACAUCUCCUUUGUCUCAGCACAAGUGGGUCCAAGUAGAUUCACAAGAUUUUGAAAACAGCCCUAAGUCCCCUGCACGGCCAGACAGUGCAUGUGGAAACGCUGAUCCAUAUGACUACUUAGUGGAGGAAGAAAAGGAAUGUGUUGGUUUUGCUAGACUGGUAAAGCAAGUCCAGCGAAAUGCAGUGAGACAGGGCUUUGAGUUCACACUGAUGGUUGUGGGAGAGUCUGGCCUGGGCAAAUCCACUCUCAUCAACAGCCUCUUCCUACAAGACUUGUACAAGGACAGGCCUCUAAGUGGUCCUCGAGAGAGGAUGUAUCAGACUGUAGCGAUUACAAAGAAGACAGUGGACAUUGUUGAAAAGGGCGUUAAGCUGAGGCUCAACCUUGUGGAUACACCAGGUUUUGGAGACAGUAUGAACAGCACCAAUAGCUGGAAACCUGUGCUGGAUUAUGUAGAGCAGCAGUUUAAGCAUUACCACAUAGGUGAGGCCAGUCCAAACCGUAAGAACCUUCAGGACCACCGGGUGCACUGCUGCCUGUACUUCAUCUCAUCUUUUGGCCACGGCCUCAAACCGAUUGAUGUGCAGUUUAUGAAGGCCCUUCAUCGUAAGGUCAACAUUGUGCCUGUGCUGGCUAAAGCAGACUGCCUCACCCCCUCAGAGAUUCAGCGUAUGAAAGUUCGAAUUCUAAAGGAGCUUGACGAGAACGACAUCAAGAUCUUCCAGUUCCCAGAAUGUGACCCAAAUGAGGAUGAACUCUAUAGACAGCAAGACUUGGAAAUUAAGAAAAGCAUACCAUUUGCAGUAGUCGGGAGUAACACAACAGUGGAGCACAAUGGCAAGAGAAUUCGAGCACGCCUUUACCCGUGGGGUGUUGUAGAAGUGGAAAAUCCUGCCCAUUGUGACUUUGUGCAUCUGAGGAACAUGUUGGUGCGUACACACAUGCAGGACCUCAAGGACACGACUGAUUAUCUGCUGUAUGAAAACUAUCGUAUGCAGCUCAUGUGCCAAAACCAAGCGCACUGACAAGGAAAGUGAUCACCUCACAGGAGUACAGCACACUGGCAGGAACACAACAAAAACGAAACUAUCCUAUAAUAUUCUAUUCUUAUUUUGUUCAUUUCUUAAUAUAACCUUUCGUGGAGAUGACAGAGAGACCUGUCACAUCAGCAUCGCACAUGUUCUAAUCUAAAAGACAGCAUAAAUAUAUUUUUAAAUGUAUAAUUAACUAAUGACCAAUCAAAUGGUGUAAAAAAUGGUGUAAACUUACUUAAGUGCCUAUACCAAUAGCAGCAGUGUUAAGGGCUUCCUCUUCUUGAAACCAGAAGAACCGAUGGCAUUCCUGGAGAGGAUGUUCACUGCAGUCAUGAUGCACCUAGAGAAAAGAUAAAGAUAAAAAAGAUAACAGAGAAUGAACAGCAGAGUCUAAUGUAAAUGCCAUGUAGAAUCAACCCCAGGCAUUUAAUGUCACUAAUUUGUCAUUAAAUGAUGAGGGAACAGGUUACACCUAGCCAUCUCCAUACCUGUUAAUUGACCACUUACAUUUGAGCUUGCAUAAAUAGAGAGGCUUUGCAAAGUUAGCGGCACAAUGGUUAAAAUAAUACUUUUGUUAAACUCUUGAAAUAAAGUAUACACUUCAAUCACA
Messenger RNA from Astyanax mexicanus (Mexican tetra), 1913 nucleotides. Its product is annotated as septin-5. Lineage: Eukaryota; Metazoa; Chordata; Actinopteri; Characiformes; Acestrorhamphidae. Gene Ontology annotation, molecular function: molecular adaptor activity; GTP binding; GTPase activity. The record is from RefSeq and is a predicted model, not a curated record. The transcript has 13 exons. Gene Ontology annotation, cellular component: microtubule cytoskeleton; septin complex; cell division site. The coding region runs from base 68 to 1294 and encodes 408 amino acids. Gene Ontology annotation, biological process: regulation of exocytosis; cytoskeleton-dependent cytokinesis.